GUUAGGGUGGGCCAGACCCUCUUACGGGCGUCCUGGGAAAGGAUCAAGGAGAUGGAAGCGGCAAAGCAGAACCUGCUGGCAAAGGGUGGUACCCUCGGGGAUUGGACAGGCCUCAUUAGUAAUGGGCUGCAGCCGGAGGACCUAGCUUGUGUCGACGCGGCAACACAUCCUGGCAAUGUGCUGGAUUACGCCCGGCGGGUGAUGAACCGUGACGGCAUCAUGGAGUAUGAGUGCUAUGACGCCAGGGGGCGACCGCAGGGAAAGGCCAUUAUAAGGCUUCUGGACUGGGACGACUACGCCCUGGGGACUCUGAAAGGGGUCCAUCUGAAUGCGUCCGAUCCCUACUAUGACUGGUAUGCUCGACAUGAGUUGAAGGAUGACCGAGGGAUCUACCACCUGUGUGGGUCAAAGAGGGCCCAGUGCACAGCUCACUUAGGCAGAGGCGACAGGCGGGAGAUGGUGCAUUUGGAGCGGUGGCGCAUGACUAACCCCAUGGUCAUGAUGGAACACGAGUACUCCAGAGACGUGGCGCUUAUGGCGGUGAACAACUGGGUGAACAACUUUGCUGCCAAGGUGCCGGAGCCACCGAAUCCCCCGGGGCCCCCUGGUGGGGCUAGGGGGGUUGAUCCAACGGGUUUGGACAAAGCAUUGGCCGCAGCAGGUGAGGUUGAGGAGGAGGAUCAAGCUGACAAGAGGAGGAAAGCCGAGAGAACCCAAGUUGAAGUACAUCCGAAAGGCUCAGUGGGGAUGAUGCUGGAGAAGAAGGCCGCUGAGAGGAGAGCAGCUCUGGCUGAAAAGGAGAGGCAAGAUCAUAGAAGACGUCCUGAAGGGGGACGAAGCCGGAGCAGAGGACGGCGCAGACGGAGGCGCAAGAGGUCUUCGAGCCCUGGGGAAAAGAGACCAGAGAGGUCUGGCUCAUCAGGGUCGUCACAGAGUUUUCGAGAGCCCUCUACCCGGCGGGAGGUCGAGAUGUGGCGGCUGAGUCGAAGAAACCCCGGGUCCCUUCUGAAGAAGGGGAUGGAGGAGAUGUCGCGCUAUUUAGCAGAGAGGGCACCCGGCGAAGAAGGCGGCACCGGCGCAUGGAUGGAUCACCGAAUGAUGGCUUACAUAAGUCAGGUGGUCCUGACCCAGCACCCCCCGGGGGCCAUCGGGGUCCGAAACCACAGGGAGCUUCUGACCCUGGGUCGGGCCAUAGACAUGCUCAUCCAGGGGCAGCUGGGAGAGUUGGGCGACCUCCUCAUGCAGAGGCUGAAGGCGGUGGAAACGUCGCUGGUGGAUCAGGGGUGGCACUCAGCCAGGCAUCAGGAGCUCAUUCCUCCCCAUGCAGCCAGCCUGACAACGGAAGCCGAGAGGCGUCGGACAGCUCGUUUGGAGAUCUCGGCAAACAAGUUGAAGGAGCUGACACUGAAGGGGAGGGUGGUCUUCAACGAGAACCCUCUGGUGAUAGGAGAAGGAAGCAUGGUGGAGAAGGAGAACCCGAAGAGCGAGGCGAAGGGCAAAGGAAAAGGAAAGUGGAGGACGAGGCCGUUCAAGAAGGGCGGAAAAGGAAAGAAGGGGGGAGGAAAAGGAGGAGGAAAGGACUCGAGACCCAAGGAGAGCUUCGAGACGGUGAACCCUGAGAAGGAGGCCGAAUCGAGUCUGGAGAUGUUCAAGCGGUGGCUGGAGUCGGAAGAGACAGGAGGACUGAGUGUGGCACAGACAGGGGCACUACUGGCUCUCAGCGUGUGGCGCAGCGGAACGCCGUUGGGGAGCUACUUGCAUCAGGUUUUGGAGCCCGGGCCAGACGACGGUGUUGCAGGAAGGCGACUCGCUGGAAGCUGGGGGGCCAAGAAGCAGAACAAGGAGAAGGCAGCAAAGCAAAUCCGACGGACUGGAAUGCUGCUGUGGCACGGGCUGGUUGUGACUGGCAUCAAUGCGCUCUGGACAGGAGGUGGAAAUUCAGGAAAGGUCCACCGAGGUGAAACUUCCAAGGUUCAGCAAGCAGCCCUAGAUAGGAUAUGGGAAGUUGUCCGAGACUUUGUGGACGACCGGUCGGAGACUCAAGAAAAAGUCCCCAGGUCACCUACCUUGGGUGAGUGGGGAAAGAAGUUGGGUGACGUCCGGAUUUCCUAUCAGGGCGAGGUGGUUGAAAAAGCCCACCAAUUGACCUUGGCGCAGAUCCUGCCGGGGCUCCCUCCUCCAGGCUUUGGAGGUAGUGUCCCUCUGGUGGAACUUUGCGAUGGUGAGCUGAAAGAAAAGCUCAUGAACCCGGAUGGCAACGUGCUGAUGGAAGAAGAAAUGCCGGAGGACCUCCCGAGGCCUAAGGUACAUGCCAGUCCUGAGCAAUGGCAACUGAUUGCAAAAGAGCUCUACGACCGUGGCUUGGUGGAGCCCGUUGAGAGUCCUUUAGAAGUUAAAGGCAAAGCUCUUUGCAACGGUGCCUUCGGUGUGGUCAAACCAGGCAAAUUCUUGGAGGAUGAGCGUCCGAUCCUCCGACUCAUAAUGGACUUCCGAGCGGUCAAUGCUGCGACUCGGAUCCUAGAAGGAGACGUUCGAAAGCUGACUGGGGCCCCGGCCUUGCAACAUAUUGUUCUCCCGAACAGCAGCGUCUUGAGAGUUUCGGCAGAAGAUCUGGUUGCUGCGUUCUACUUGUUUGCAUUGCCGCCAGGGUGGUCGAAGAUGAUGUGUUUUGGUGAGAAAGUACCCUGGACAGCGAUGGGCAUCAGCCGGCCAGGUUCAGUAUACCUGGGGGCUAGGGUGUUGCCCAUGGGCUGGGCCUCAGCAGUGGGUGUCCUUCAACAUGCUCACCGAAGGUUGGCCCUCAGGUCGCCGCUGUCAGGUGGAGCUGGCCUGCUGGGGGCAUGUGAAAUCAGACGGGACGCAGAGUUCCCGGAUCUGGAGCUGGAGCGAUCGAUGUGGUCGCUUUAUUUGGAUGAUACAACACUGGUGGAGGUUUUGGACAAUCGUGUGGCGAAGGAGCUGGAAGGAAAGCCCUCGGCUGAGCAAGAGCGGCUGAGAAGGGCUUACCAGCACUGGGGAAUCCCGGUGUCCAAGGAGAAGGCGUUGGUGAGGAAUGAAGCGGCCGAAAAGCUUGGGGCCGUGGUUGAUGGAGAGAAGGGGAUCUUGAAGGGGUCCACAAAACGGGCACUGGAAAGCCUUUCCCUGGGGUUCUGGCUGUUGCGCCAGGAGCGUGUACCCAGGAAAGCCCUCCAGGUCUUCUUAGGAAAAGAGGUGCACACGAUGCAGUUCAGACGGCCUCUCUUUGGGGUGUUUGACUACCUCUGGAAGGAUGUGGCCCAGGGCUCCCCGAUGGUGGAGCUAGGGCUGAAGUCGGUAGAGGAAGUGCUGCUGAGUGGAGUGCUGCAGCCUCUGAGGAGAACGGACCUGAGGGCAAGGCUACAUGAGCUGGUGACCGCCUCAGAUGCCAGUGAAACUGGAGGAGGAAUGGUGUAUGGGCACAAACUGUCCCAGCAGGGAUUAAAAGAGGUGCUGGCCAUUGAAGAAGGCUUGGACGCGCCCCCAGUAGAGGAGGUCAAUGUGGAUGGACCGCAAGUGGUCCUGGCAAUUGAUUUCUUUGCUGGGAUAGGUGGUUUAUCUCGUGCCCUACAGCUGGCUGAUGUGGAGGUGGCACACCUGUUGGUGGUUGAAAAUGACCCUGAUUGCCGGCGGCUAAAUGCAGUCAGGUGGCCGGGGUGCGAGAUGAUGAGCGACAUCCAGAAGAUCACGAAGAAGGAACUGGAGAAGGUGAUCAGAGGAGUUUGGAAUGUGAACUUCCUUGAGAAUGUGGUUGGUGAUGAUGCGGAUGUCGAGGAGAUGUCAGAGGAGCUGGGAGCGCCACCCCUUCGAGUGUGCUCCAGCGGGUUGUCUCGUGUGCGGAGGCCCCGACUGUACUGGAGCAAUGCCGACUUGGAGGACCAUGGGAGUUUCACCAGAGCGCACUAUGCUCUCUGGGACGAGCUCUGCUUCGAGGAGCAGUUGGAACCUAUGGAGCUCUUCUGUGAUGAGGGAUGGCUGUGGGCAGCUGGAGAUCAGGAUGAGGAGAAGAGGCUGCCUACUUUCACAAGGGCCAUUCCUCGAACCAGGCCCCCCGUGUGCCCGGCAGGCAUUGAGCAUUGCAACGAGGCCACCUUGAGGAGGUGGAAGGAGGACAAAAUGAAGUACCCGCCGUACACCUACAAGGAAGAAUUCUUGUUUGAGUCAAAGAAGGACCCAAGCAAGAAGAGGGUCGCCUCAGCCAGUGAAAGAGAAAGGUUGAUGGGAUACCCGACAGGGUACACGCUGGGGCUGUUCAAAAAGGAGCCAGGGUCCAAUUUUGAAGUGGCGCAGCAGGAGGUAGCACGGUGCGCUGCCCUGGGCAACAGCUUCCACGCUGUGACAGUGGCCUGCCUCAUCGACCUGUGGCUGUGGACGGCUGGGGUCCGCACGGAUCCAUUGGGGGCCAAGGUCAUUGUGGAACGAUGGCAUAAGGAAAUUAAUGAAAAGGCAUUCAGCGAUUUUGGAGGGCUGCUCUUGAAAGAAAAGGAACCAGUGAGCGUGGACCUGCAAGAACUUGAAGGGGAAGAAAAGGUUAUGAACCAAGACGGGGAGCCACGCAACGCGGAAUGGCUGCGUAUGUGUGGCCAGAGCCACGCGAAGGAUGGUCCAGACCCACUAAGUGUGAGGUUGAUCCAUCAGUACCUUCGAAGAUGUGAGUUUCGAGGGUCAGACAUUCGCCUGGAUCUAGGUGUGGUUUUUCGUCCAGAUGCUGUCAAGAGGACGAGCAUUGACCCGCGGAGGUGGCUCUGGAGAACGGCCCAAGCGUAUCGCUGGGGUAAGAAGGAGCACAUCAACCUUUUGGAGCUUCGAGCAGUGCUGCGGACGCUUGAAUGGAGAAGCCGUAGCGCAGCGUUUCACAGCUGCCGUUUUAUGCAUCUGUCGGACUCGCAGAUCGUCCUGGCGGUGUUGACUAAGGGCAGGUCGUCGUCCCGUCGAAUCAAUCGUUUGCUGAGAAAAGUAGCAGAGAGGAAGAAAGAGAGGCAAAAGAUUGGACGGCUGGGAGACCAAAAGAUUUCACCUUGCACGCGAGAGCGAUACCACCACUCUCUCAAGGAAGCAAGACAAUUUGUAGAAAUUCUUUGGGAGGAUGGAGAGUCCCGUUCCCAAGGUAGCUAUGCUAUAGCUGCCAUCCAGCACUUCGCACCUGAUGCAAAAGGCAGGCUUAAGAACGCUUGGAAAUUGAUGGGGUUGUGGCAGAAAAUUGAGCAGCCAAGGCGUGCCACUCCGUUAGAUCCCUCCUUGUUGCUCGCGUUUGCUGGGAUAUUUUGGAAGUGGAAAUGGGAGGAUUUGGCCUGUCUGACCGUGGUUGGAUUUGCUGGACUCCUGCGGACGGGUGAAAUGUUUGCCCUGCGAAGAUCAGAUGUGGUCUUGGCGCGCAAAGCAAACCAGCCUUCCAUCAUAUUUCUCUAUGACACAAAAACUGCAAAGCGCAAUCUCCUGACUGCAGAGAAGGUGCUGAUCUACGAACGGUGUGCUAAAGCAUGCCUCCAAUUUCUCUGCAAAAACAAAAAUGGCACACAACGCCUUGUGGAGACAGCGCCGGCAAAGUACCGUGCAGUGUGGAAGGAGAUCGUCGACCACUUAGGUCUGAAUUCAUUUCACUAUUUGCCAUACUCUCUUAGAAGAGGAGGAGCUACGUCCGCCUAUAAAGAAGGCAUGACUUUUGAACAGCUUCUCAUCAAAGGGAGGUGGCAGAAUGUUUCAACUGCUAGGUUGUAUUUGGACCAGGCUUUGCAGGAGUUGACUCAAAUCCAACUCCCUCCCACCGCUGUUGCUCGAGUCCGCGCAGCCAAGCUGUGCUUUAAGGCUGCCGGGCUGGGACGCGAUGGCUGUGUACAGCCUUUUGACAGGGGGCACCUUGGCCCGGGCACAAAAGUGCGCUUUGAAGGGACAAGAAGGGAUGGCUGUGUACAGCCUUUUGACAGGGGGCACCUUGGCCCGGGCACAAAAGUGCGCUUUGAAGGGACAAGAAGG
Molecule: messenger RNA, 5988 nt
Organism: Cladocopium goreaui
Lineage: Eukaryota; Dinophyceae; Suessiales; Symbiodiniaceae
Source: the annotation of a GenBank genome assembly